CAUCAUAAUCAUGUCCAUUAAUACAAUCACAAAUUCUGGAUCAAGAGGCAGUUGCAGCUACUUCAACAAUGGUGGAACAACUUUCCUCAAAAUCAACAAUUUCCCACCCAUCAAACUAUUGAAAAAGAGUGAUGAAUUACCUCCACUUUCCUUAAACUUGAACACCAAAUACCAAAUUUUAAGCCUUCGACCCCGGGCUUCUUCAUCUUCGUCGUCUUCUUCUUCGCCGAGCCCUUCCUCCUCCUCCUCCUCCUCCUCUCCGUGGAAAAAAUGGCUUUGGGGAGUUCUACUAACCGUGAUCCUUCCAGCAGCUGGUCACAAGGGAGGGCUUCUGAUAGGCCUAAAAGGCAAAAUCGAUCAAGCCAUAAAUACGGUGGAGCACGUGACGGAGAUGGUGGAGGAGAUGGCGGAGGAGGCGGAGAAGAUCGUGGAGGAGGUGGAGGAGAAGCUCCCCGGAGACUCCAAGCUCAAAAAGGCACUCGAAUCUUUUGAAAAUCUUGCUAAAGUUGCUGUUAAGGAAGCCAAGAAAGCUGAAGACAUUAUUCACAAGGUAAAGGAUGUGGAAGAGGAGAUAGAGGGGGUGCUUAUGAAAGGUGGUAAAAAUCAAGACGACAAAUAGGUGUAAACCCUAAACCAUAUCAAAAUAGCUGAUUCUUGUGGCAACAAUAUAUGAUGGCAGUAUUUUUCUCUAUGUUUUCAUUCUUGUUUUUGUUAUAAAAUAUUUAAGAAAAUAAUAAUUUAUCUUUUUUUUCUUAAA
Molecule: messenger RNA, 757 nt
Organism: Salvia splendens (bonfire salvia)
Lineage: Eukaryota; Viridiplantae; Streptophyta; Magnoliopsida; Lamiales; Lamiaceae
Exons: 5
Coding region: 11-619 (202 amino acids)
Source: RefSeq, a predicted model, not a curated record